This is a messenger RNA of Diuraphis noxia (Russian wheat aphid), 2065 nucleotides long. RefSeq lists its product as uncharacterized. The record is from RefSeq and is a predicted model, not a curated record. NCBI's taxonomy places the organism in Eukaryota, Metazoa, Arthropoda, Insecta, Hemiptera, Aphididae.
UAUCACAGCUUGAACAUAAUAUACAAAAAUCAAAAUCAGAAAAAGAUGUGAAAACUAAGUCAUGGCAGGAAAAUAAAUCUUGUACAUGUUUCAAUAUGUCUAAAGAUGAACUUAAAGCCUUUGAUGCAGAACAAAAAGAUUAUGAGAGAAAAAUAGAGAAAACAAUGAAAUCUCAACAUAAUCCAUUAAGACAUGAGAAAAGAUCAAAUGAUUUAGAAAUAGCAGUGAGUAAACUACGAGCAGAACGAGAUGAAUACUUAUAUGAAAUCAACUGUUUAAAAAAACAACAUAAUGUAGAAAUUUCAGGUUUAAAAAGGAAAAUAGAAGAAAUGAGAAAAGAAGAAUAUGAAAGAUUAGACAGACAAAACAUUUUAAAGCUCAGAAGAGAAAAAGACGAAUUUGCUGAAGAAAUAAUUGGUUUGAAAAAAGAAAUUGAAUUCUUAAAUUCUCAAUUAAGGAAAACUAGAGAAGCUGUAAAGAAUAAUGAAUACAAUGAACUGGAAUAUAUUAAACAAUUGGAAGAUGAAAAACACCAGUUAAUUGAAAAACAACGUUCACUUACUUGGGAAAGUGGCAAUAAACAACGAGAAUCAGAGAAAUGUCACAGAGAAAUAACUUAUUUAAAAACAGAGUUAAAAAGACUUACCGCCAUGAUAGAUGAUCAAAAAUGUUGUCAAGAACGACUUGAACGGACUCUGCAAUCUACACAGUUUGCUCAGAAUGCUUCUGAAGAACAAUUGGAACGGGCACAUGUUCGAAUUGAAGAMUUAAAACUCAUUAAUAAUAAACUUAAUGAUCAAUUAAUUGAUGAACAACAAAAACGACAUAAAUCUCACAAUAACACAAUGGCUAUUGAUCAUCAAUGUGAUACUUUAACGAAUGAAUUGGAAAAAAAAACCAAGCGUAUUAUCCAUCUAGAGUCAUUAGUCACAGAUAAAGAAAAUCAAAUUCAAUCAUUACAUACAAAACUAACAGAUGCUGCUAAAAAAAUUGCUAAUGCUUUAAGUUCGCAAUCAGAAACUGAAAAGAUGUGCGAUAAUUUAAAACUUGAACUUUCUAAUAUUCAAACAGAGUAUAAAUUAAUAGAAAGUAACUCUGGUAGCCAGCAAAAAGAAAAGAAGAGACUUCAAAAUGAUUUAGAUAUGGUAGUUCAAGAUAAUAAAGUCUUGCGUUCUGAAUUAGAAGCAUCUCGAAAGCAAGCUGAAGAUUUAAAAAUGCAAUUACAAGUAUAUGUAUUAGAAAUAAGACGAGUAGAAGAGAUACUUGAAGUGAAAGAAUCUGAAAGGGAUGAAAUAUUAGAACAAUUUAAAACAUUAAAUUGUGAAGCCACUCAGUUAGAAAGUAAUAACUAUAGUUUAGAAAGUGAAGCCAAGUCUACUAAAACACUUCUUAGAGAAAAGGAACAUAUAAUGUCUGAUUUGGAACGUAAACUCGUUGACAAAGAAGAUGUUAUAUCCAGUUAUGAAUCACAAAUAUCUAACCUGACUCAUCAAAUAGUAUCAUUAGAAUCCCAAUUAUCUUCUGGAAAUGAUCGAAUUUCUAAAUUGGAACAAGACUUACAUGCUUGCAGAGAAAUAUGUUCAAGUGUAGAUUCAGCUAAGUUUAAUUUAAAUGAACGUUUAAGCCAUGUGGAAAAUCUGCAACAUAAAGCUGAGGAAAAAUGUUUGAGACUAUCUGAUGAACUAAGUUUGGUGAAUUCACAGCUAGAAAGAGAACGGUCAAAAAUAACCACAAUAGAAGCUGUAUUGAGUGAUUCUAGGCAAGAAUGUAUGAAACUAACCAUUACCAAAAAUGAUUUAAAAGAAAGGAUGGAAGAAAGUGAACAAAAAUCAAAACAUCUUGAGGAAUUACUGGAGAGAACAAAAAAUGAACUGGUCAUGUGUCGCUCUACAAUAACAAGUUUUGAAAAAGAAAUAAGCUCAUUAAAAAUACAGCUCAAUGAUGUAAAAUUUGAAAAAGCUAAGUUAGAACAAGCUAGAAGGGAGUAUCACAGCACAACAUUGUGAUGAUACUUAUAUGACAACAUUAAAUAAUUUUACUAUUUUGAUAUACAAUUUACUUUAGC